Messenger RNA from Chilo suppressalis (striped riceborer), 1101 nucleotides. NCBI's taxonomy places the organism in Eukaryota, Metazoa, Arthropoda, Insecta, Lepidoptera, Crambidae. The record is from the annotation of a GenBank genome assembly.
UGUAACAAUUGCAUUGUUACAGGCAUGGGCGGAGAAGCAUGCGCGUGCGCCCCGGCGCCGCCGCGGCUCCUGCCAGAACCAGAGCCCGACCACCUGUACGACCACCACUCAUCCGAGGAGGAGCUGGAGGUGAUCAACGGGACCCCGAGCGGCGCGGGCGCAGGCACAGCGGGCGCGGGGGCUGACGCGGGCGCGGGGGUGGUGGAGUCGAGGCGGAGGGGCGCGUCCUCACCGCCGCCCGCCGCGCCUGAGAAACGCAAGUGGCCCGCGCAACCUUACGACGACGAGCGGGCCGCGAGACCUCCCUCCUCAGACGAUGAUGAUACCAAGGUGGAGACCCCUGUGCGGUUCCGCACGUCUCCGCCCCUGGAAGCGUUGAAGCCGCGGCGCACUGGCGCGGGCGCAGGCGCGGGUAGCAGCGGGGCGGGCGGUAGUGGCAGCGGGUCGUGCGGCUGCGAGCGCGCGCCGCCCUCCCCGCGUCGCCGCCGCAUGCCGCUGCCGCCGCCGCGCCGCCACCGCCCCGCGCUAGACUUCGACAAGAUGCAGCAGCUGAAGGUGGUGGGCGGCGGCGUGCGAUCGUGGCGCGCGGUGGGCGGCGCGGGCGGCGAGCUGUCCGUGUUCUGCUGGUGAUGACGCGCUCUCGCAGUGAUUUAAAGCGAGCUGUGACCGAAGUGAGGAGCGCCGACCGUGCAACUUAACCAUAUCACAACCGCCUCCUCCACUCCGCGAUACGCCCCGGCUGAAUGUCAACACCACCCCCAACACCCAAGUACAAACUGACUAGAAGCGGGGGGGGAGCGUCAUUCCGACGAUUUCUACACGGAAACUUUCGUAUCGUCACCGUAUUCGUGAUUAGAAAUGGCGACGAUUUCAGAUUCACGCGAAAUGCAGGAGCAAAAUGCUCAGUGCCGGCGCAUCGACGAGUUAUCGAUGUAGGCAAAUAAGGGGUAGUUGCCUCGAGUUUUUCUUUGUUUCCAAUAUUAGAUGGUUGUUAUAUGAAUUGUCUUAAGCCGAUCAGGUAUAUUGUAGGGGAAAAGAGGGACAGCAAAAGCUUCUCUCGCUCCUUAUCGUUGUUGUAUCCUGAUUGCUGCUUGUUCUUCU